AGAUCUCACGGGUGAAAACCUUAAUGGGUCAGCUGCCACUUGUCAUUGACCCACAUGGUAGUCACUGAGCAUUUGCCACGUGUCUGUCAACCCAGAAACCUAUUCCUACUUUUCUGGCCACCCUCAUCUUUCCCUUUUAAACUUCAUUGUGCAGAGGCAGAAACCAUAAAGAGGGAAAGAUCUUAGAGAAGAGAAGAAAAGUAUAAUGCAAUGGCAGGACCAGACCAAGCAGCACAGCAUUCAUCAGAGGUCCUUCAGCAGCGUAAAAAACUAACACAAUGUCCAAUGAAAAUGGCGGUUGGCGGUUUCGCCAUUGUUGCUACCAUCGGUUACAUGGUGUUGUACUCCAAGAAGAAGCCUGAGGCCUCUGCCCUAGAUGUUGCAAAAGUCGCCUCCGGCACUGCCCGUCCUGAGAACACCCGUCCCCACUAGCUCAUCAUUCACCAACUGCAUCUUCUUUUUCCUCGUCCAUUAGUUCACCUCUCUUUUUGUGUUGUUAACUCAUUUUGUGGUUUAAAUCAAAUAAGGCAGUUUUAUAAAUCAUCAGUAUUUCUGAUUAUUGUUUUUUGUGAUGAAUGCUUCAGUUGUAAAUUCGCAAGCACACAAUCGGUAAUGAUCAGUUAACAAUAUUUUUCUUGUUAUACACUAAGUCAUGUUGUUAUUAAAUUAGUAAAUAUAUU
This is a messenger RNA of Rubroshorea leprosula, 680 nucleotides long. The record is from the annotation of a GenBank genome assembly. NCBI's taxonomy places the organism in Eukaryota, Viridiplantae, Streptophyta, Magnoliopsida, Malvales, Dipterocarpaceae.